Physella acuta is the source of this 2331-nucleotide messenger RNA. Its product is annotated as kelch repeat and BTB domain-containing protein 8. The record is from RefSeq and is a predicted model, not a curated record. Lineage: Eukaryota; Metazoa; Mollusca; Gastropoda; Physidae. Gene Ontology annotation, molecular function: protein binding.
UUCAUUAUAUUUUACACUUGUUCUACUUCCGCCAUUACAGUAUUUUACAACUUGGAAUCGUUUUACUUAUUUGAGAGAAAGAAAGAAUAUUUACGCCAUGAGCUCAUCGGAUCUGUGUACUAAAAUAGUCCACUGCCUUCAAAAUUUGUGGAAGGAAAAAAUGUUAUUUGACUUUUUAGUAAAGAUAAACGACGAAACAAUCCAAUGUCACCGAGUAAUUUUGGCCGCUUGUUCGGAUUUUUUUCUGGCCAUGUUUCGUUCCGGAAUGAAAGAAGCCACAGAGAACUGCGUUGUGCUAAAAGAAAUUUCUUCUGAAGUUUUUCAGUUAAUUUUGAAAUCAAUUUACACCGGGGCAAAUCUGUUAACGUUAGAAAACUUUAUUGAAGUUUGGCGAGCAGUUCAAAUGUUGCAGAUAAAAGUUAUGAUAGAUUUGUCCGAGAACUUUGCCAUUGAAGCUAUUACCAUGGACACAUGGGAAAACAUUUACACAAAUGCUAAUUUUUUGUGUUCAGAAAGAGUUCUCAAUGAGCUUCAUUCGUUUAUGUUAAAAAACUUUGAAAAGAUUAGUCUUUCACAAACAUUUUUACAACUUCCAUGCAAGAAACUUCAGGACUUAAUCAAAAGUCAGGAUCUCGUAGUCAGCAGUGAAGAUCUGGUCAUGGAGUCUGUUAUAAAAUGGGUCACGUAUGACAAUAGUAUGACAGGUAUAAUAAACGAAAGGAACGUAAGUGUUGAUGAUCCAAUAGAAGAUGAUUUAAACAAAAACAAAAAAAUGAUUUUAGAUGCUGAUUCGCAUUUGACUUCUGAGACAUCCGCCAGAAAAGACUGCCUUACACAGUUGUUGGGGACAGUUAGGACAUGUUUAGUGCGUCCAACAGUGUUAUCCCGCGUCCUAAAAAUAAACUUUGUAUCUGAAAAUAAAGAUUCUAGAGAUAUCAUUGUCGACGCCUUGAAAUAUCAUGUCCAAGACUUCAGACACGGCCAAUGGCCAUCGGCGGCUGUACGUAGAUCUUGCAGUGGGUACAAACAUGUUGGGGUAUCUGCAAAAAGUGAUGGGAAGUUUGAAGUGCUAGACGCAAGCAAUGGUAAAUGGUGUGCUAUUAAAAGGUGUCAAUAUUUACAAGAAAACAUUCAGCUCCUCAAUUUUGAUGGUGAACUUUAUGCGACAGGAAAACAAUACAACGACCCGGACGAACCUUGUCGAAUGUUUGCGUUCUGUGACAACAGCUGGAAAGAAGUUUUGGAAAUGCCAAGUGACAAUUUGUUGUUGGCGUCACAUGGGGAAAGCAUUUUUGUUUUAAACAAGGACGACAAAUUUAUAUUUUACUUCAACCCGAAAAAAAAAUUUAAAAAGAAAUUAGAAAAAUUAACACCUUUUCCAGACAAUGUUGUUGUUCAACACGCAAUGGUGUUUGAAGACGUCCUUCUAUUAUUCUCUUCUGGAUCUCAAAACGGAAUACAUUUGACCAUCGUUCAUCAAUUGGAUAUUGUGUCCAAAGUUUGGACCAGAUUAGACAAUCUUGAAGGACCAGCAAAAAAUCUGAUUAGUUUCAGAAACGACAAUCACAACUACAUUUUACAAAAAAACGGUACCAUGUCACUGGUAUCAAACUCAUCAUACAAUAUGAAAACUGAAAUACAAUUUCUUGUAAAGAUCUGGCAAAAUGAAAGAAAAUUAUUUGGCGGGUUUACUCAUGAAGGAGAACUUAUUCUUUUUGGAAAAGUCUCAAAAGAUGGCACACUUGAAAAUGAUUUAGUCCGUGACGUGUUUCGUCACUUUAAAUCAAUGUGCAUUUGGGGACCUAAAGACAAUUGCUCGAAUUGUGUUCCUGUCAUCCUGCCAAGUAAAUGUUUUUCUUAAUUAACACCUUUUGAGUUGAAUCUCUUAAGAGGUAAGUUAAUAUAAUAAUUUUGUGGAAUAAAAGUCACACAGGUUUUUUUUUAGUAUAACACUAUAAUGUAUGUUGUAAGAUUCAAUUGAAGUAAAAAGACAUAAAAUGUACACAGAUUUACAUAUUUGUCCACACCAUGUUUUCCCCAUUUACUGUUUGUAUCGUAUAACCUGCCUUAUAUAGUCUUCUGCCCUAGUAUAUCCCCAACAUCUUGUUCAAUAUUUCACACGGUCUAGUCUCGUCAGCCACUAGUUAUGUCUUUGUGUGCCUGUUUUAUGAGUUCUAAAAUUAACAACAUUUGGUUGCGCUGGUUAAACAAUUUAUAAUUUAUCCAGCAUUGCUCACAAUUUUCUUUUUUAACGCUUUAACUUCAUAAUAGUAAACAUCAGUGAUAUGUACUUACCUUUAUACAUGUAUACUUAUCUACUUCAUCCUCAUU